Molecule: messenger RNA, 1047 nt
Organism: Sinocyclocheilus anshuiensis
Lineage: Eukaryota; Metazoa; Chordata; Actinopteri; Cypriniformes; Cyprinidae
Product: phospholipid scramblase 1-like
Exons: 9
Coding region: 259-1047 (262 amino acids)
Biological process (GO): plasma membrane phospholipid scrambling
Cellular component (GO): plasma membrane
Molecular function (GO): phospholipid scramblase activity
Source: RefSeq, a predicted model, not a curated record
UGAGCAGAAACAGAUUGUUUCACGGGAAGGAAACCCAUGUGUGCGAGGCAGAUAAAGGGCGAAGAGAAAACAGCUCUGAGCGACUGUCGCCCACUAAAAUAAUAAUAAUAAAUAUAUAUAAAAAAUAACCUGUCUCUCUCUGAGCGGAAUUGAAUAAAGUAAAUUGAAGUAAAGGACUAACACGCGAGAUCUACGGCAUCAGUAUCCACAGCACUUCACUUUGAACAAGUAACAGAACGUAAUUUGCAGUCUUCCGCCAUGGCUACAAAUAAUGGUUACCCAAUUGACCUCCAACCACAGAAAAACGCAAUUCAUCCCGCCCCUCCUUAUAACCAGGGACCAGCUAUACCAGGCCAAGGUCAAGUGCCCGUGAUGCCAGUUCCACAAAGACCUGCUGGCUGCCCACCAGGACUGGAGUACCUGACCCAGAUUGAUCAACUUCUUAUACAGCAGAAAGUUGAGCUGGCUGAAGUUAUACUGGGCUGGGAGACCAAUAAUAAAUACAUGGUGAAGAACAGUAUGGGGCAACAGGUGUUCUUUGUGGCUGAGGAAAACGACUGCUGUAAUAGACAGUUCUGCGGACCACUGCGCUCAUUCGUCCUCCAUGUUCAGGAUAACAUUGGGCAGGAAGUGAUGACACUCACUCGUCCUUUGAAGUGCGGAAGCUGCUGUUGUCCCUGUUGCCUGCAAGAGCUUGAAAUCCAGUCUCCACCGGGGAACCCGAUUGGAUAUGUGAUCCAGAACUGGCAUCCUUUCCUUCCUAAGUAUACCAUACAGAAUGAGAAGAAAGAAGCAGUUCUGAAGAUCGUGGGGCCGUUCUGUUCAUGCAGAUGUUGCGCUGAUGUGAACUUUGAUGUUUUGUCCAUGGAUGAAACAACAAAGGUGGGCAGAAUCUCUAAACAAUGGACAGGUCUGGUGAGAGAAGCUUUCACCGAUGCAGACAAUUUUGGAAUCUCCUUUCCUAUGGAUCUGGACGUGAAGAUCAAAGCUGCUCUUUUUGGAGCAUGUUUUCUCAUAGACUUCAUGUUCUUUGAACACAAUAAAUAA